Messenger RNA from Microthlaspi erraticum, 264 nucleotides. Lineage: Eukaryota; Viridiplantae; Streptophyta; Magnoliopsida; Brassicales; Brassicaceae. The record is from the annotation of a GenBank genome assembly.
AUGUCGAGCUCACGUGUCCCAUUUACACGCACCACUUCCUCUGUGCUCUCCACGCGCCUCCUUCUCUCCCCACACGCCCUCCUCUCUUCUUUUGUGUUUUCCUUUCCUCCAUUUUCUCUCCUCUCCAAUUUCUCAAUUCCCUCUCAGCUUUUCUUCUUCUCUCUUACUCGUUUCGAAUCCUCAUCGUCAACAAUUCCAGACGAACCUUUCACCGGAGUAUUGAACGAUAUAGUUUACCGCUUCGGCCGGAGAGAGGUGACUUAG